GAGCCGCACUCUCUCAAGCGCGAAAGCCUCAGGACCUUUUGUAUCGGAGAUCAUUUCGCUUUUCUUUUUUCCUUCGAGGAAAAAUAAAAAGCAGUUGAGAGGCGAAGAGAGAUCGAGGUCCUGAGAUCAGAUCUAGGGUUUGUGAUCUGAGAGAGAGGGAGGGAGAUGGAGACUAAGGCUAAAGAUGUUGGGAUUCUCGCCAUGGAUAUCUACUUCCCCCCUACUUGCGUUUAGCAGGAGGAGCUCGAAGCUCAUGAUGGGGUGAGCAAGGGAAAGUAUACGAUUGGGCUGGGCCAAGAUUGCAUGGCCUUUUGCACAGAAUUGGAAGAUGUUAUCUCAAUGAGUUUGACUGUUGUUUCGUCACUCCUCGAGAAGUAUCAGAUCGACCCGAAACAGAUUGGGAGAUUGGAAGUUGGUACGGAAACGGUGAUCGAUAAGAGCAAGUCUAUUAAGACUUGGCUGAUGCAAAUCUUUGAGGAAAGUGGCAAUACCGAUAUUGAAGGAGUUGAUUCAACAAAUGCAUGCUAUGGAGGAACAGCUGCGUUGUUCAACUGUGUAAAUUGGGUGGAGAGUAACUCGUGGGAUGGACGUUAUGGUCUCGUCGUUUGUACAGACAGUGCGGUUUAUGCAGAAGGCCCAGCUCGGCCGACUGGUGGUGCAGCUGCUAUUGCAAUGUUGAUUGGGCCAAAUGCACCAAUUGCUUUCGAGAGCAAAUACAGAGGGACGCACAUGUCUCAUGUUUAUGAUUUUUACAAGCCCGAUCUAGCAAGUGAAUAUCCGGUUGUUGAUGGGAAGCUAUCACAAACAUGCUAUCUCAUGGCGGUUGACUUAUGCUAUAAACAUUUUCGUAGCAAGUACGAGAAAUUUGAGGGAAAACAGUUUUCAAUAACUGAUGCAGAUUAUUUUGUAUUUCAUUCUCCUUACAACAAGCUCGUGCAGAAAAGUUUUGCUCGGUUAUACUUCAAUGACUUCUUGCGUAAUUCCAGCUCUGUUGCGAAGGAAGCAAGAGAAACAUUAGAGCCAUUUUCGUCCUUGUCUGGUGAUGAAAGCUAUCAGAAUCGUGACCUUGAAAAGGCUUCUCAAAAAGUUGCAAAGAACUUGUAUGAUGAGAAGGUUCAACCGACUACUUUGGUACCAAAACAAGUUGGAAACAUGUAUACUGCAUCGCUCUAUGCAGCCUUUGUAUCUGUUCUUCACAAUAAGCAUAGCACUCUGGUUGGUCAGCGGAUCGUUAUGUUCUCGUAUGGUAGCGGUUUAUCUUCUACAAUGUUCUCAUUUAAGAUCCAAGAUGGUCGGCAUCCCUUCACUGUAUCAAAUAUUGCUAGUGUGAUGAAUGUCGAUGGGAAGCUAGACUCUAGACAUGUGUUUCCACCAGAAAAGUUUGUUGAAACGAUGAAGCUGAUGGAGCACCGAUAUGGAGCCAAGGAUUUCGUCACGAGAAAAGACACAAGUUUACUGUCUCCCGGAGCAUUCUAUCUCACCCACGUUGACUCUAUGUACCGAAGGUUCUAUGCUAAGAAGGGUUCAGCUAGCAAAUCGAUCUCAGCCACCAACGGCACAAUGGUCAAUGGCCACUGAUGCAACUUGGCAUGGGUUUGAAAUAAUCUCGAUAUGUUAGCUUUUAAUGUGAAUGUGGGGGUUGAUGUGCCCUGAUUUCGUGUCUUCUAAGUGUUUGUGUUUUUAAUUUAAGUUGUGAUGUAUGUUACUUGUUUGAUUAGUUACUAAAGUUGGUUCUAGUUCAUUUUUCUUA
Asparagus officinalis (garden asparagus) is the source of this 1750-nucleotide messenger RNA. Its product is annotated as hydroxymethylglutaryl-CoA synthase-like. The coding region runs from base 304 to 1578 and encodes 424 amino acids. The transcript has 12 exons. The record is from RefSeq and is a predicted model, not a curated record. Gene Ontology annotation, molecular function: hydroxymethylglutaryl-CoA synthase activity. NCBI's taxonomy places the organism in Eukaryota, Viridiplantae, Streptophyta, Magnoliopsida, Asparagales, Asparagaceae. Gene Ontology annotation, biological process: acetyl-CoA metabolic process.